This is a messenger RNA of Lytechinus variegatus (green sea urchin), 2231 nucleotides long. Its product is annotated as galactosylceramide sulfotransferase-like. Bases 340 to 1737 code for a protein of 465 amino acids. Gene Ontology annotation, molecular function: galactosylceramide sulfotransferase activity. NCBI's taxonomy places the organism in Eukaryota, Metazoa, Echinodermata, Echinoidea, Temnopleuroida, Toxopneustidae. The record is from RefSeq and is a predicted model, not a curated record. Gene Ontology annotation, cellular component: membrane. Gene Ontology annotation, biological process: glycolipid biosynthetic process. The transcript is spliced from 4 exons.
AGACGUACCAAUAAUCUACGGGUGCAUAAUUAAGUAGUCAUUCACUGCCUAUGCAUGAGUACUGUCUUAGCUGUAUUGCCAACGGGACCUGUGUUGUUAUAUUUAGUGUACUAUCAAGUGGUUAAGGAAAUACAAACUUUUUAACUCGCAUUUCCCCUGCAUGCAACAUUAAAUUGGUCUCAUCCACCAGUCUUUAUCCGCCUAUAGCAUGCCAUAAAAAAAUUACUUCGCAGAUCUUUAACUUUGACCUUCCAACACCAAGUAUUACUUGAGGAGAAUGUUAUAGGGUGUGUAAAAGGCCCAGAAGGAAAGAAAACAACGACCAAUUGGUUUUCUACGAUGAAAUCAGUCAGACGAUUCGCAGGCCUUGUCACAUUGGGAGGAAUAGCAUCUAUGUUGUUACUUCUGGUCUUAAAAAGUCCGACAACAUUCAAGCCUAUAACGGAGGAUAAUAGCGGGAAAAUUAUAAUACCUUCAGCACACACAUUUCGGAUCACACAAGGCUCUCUUGGACACCUUGCCAACACAACAGCGAGCCAGGGCCAUUCAGGUGAAGAUGAAACUGGAACAUCUACUGCAAAAAUAACACAUUCCGACUCCCCAUCUAGUACGAACACGAGCAACCAACAUGGGAUCGUCGAUAGAUUCGGAAAAAGCAAACAGUUCAUUGGAGAAGACCCACAUGGUGGGAUGACGAUCUUGGACACACCGAAUCCCUCUUUGGGUAGACAUGGGGACAACUCAAGCGGACCUGAGAUGCAUGAUGAAACUAACUGCAUCCCUCGAAAGAACAUGAUGUACCUUAAAACCCACAAGACCGGGAGCUCUACACUACAGAAUAUUAUUUAUCGCUAUGGCGAUGCUCAUGGGCUGACGUUUGCCCUACCAAAAGCAGGUGUAUACCUUGGGACGCCCUCAUUGUUCAAAAGGACGUUUCCCAUCCCGUCACCAACAGGAAAAUACAACAUGCUUGCGAAUCAUGCAAGAUAUAAUCGCCACGAAAUGGCCGAGAUCAUGUACAAGAACGCGGCGUAUGUGACCAUCAUCAGACAUCCCUCCACCCAGUUUGAAAGUAUGUAUGCCUACUAUGGAUUCAAAGGUACCUUCAAGGUGGACCUUGAAGGAUUUGCGGACAAACCACUGAAUUAUUUUCCAAGACAGAGUACUACUCCAUCACAUAGUGCCCUUAACCCAACGCUUUAUGACCUAGGAAUGUCCAAACUGCAGAUGAACAAUGAUGGCGCCAUUCGGAAUAAAAUUGCUACCUUGGAGAAUGAUUUCGAUUUAGUCCUCGUUGCAGAGCAUCUUUUAGAAUCGUUGGUUCUCUUGAAGGAGUUAAUGUGCUGGGAUUUGAGCGAUGUGACGUUUUUCUCAGCCAAUGCACGAACGAAAUCACAAGUGGAUAAAAUGUCCAAGAGGACGUUUGACCAACUUUACAAGUGGAACCACGGGGAUGCCCUCCUCUAUGAACACUUUAACCAAACCCUGUGGACGAAGAUAAAGGCGUACGGUCAGGAAAAAAUGGACAGAGACGUCAGGACGUUAGAUAAAAUGAACAAAGCACUAACAGAAAAAUGCCUGGAUGGGACCAAAGCUGAAAUGAGUGUCUCUGCAUUGGUUAGCCGUUAUGUUUUACGCCAAAGUAUGAGGGACAAUAUCGAGUGCGUUAAAAUGAUCCGACCGGCCAUUCAGUAUCUAGAAUCACUAAAAAAGAAACAAAGGAUACCGGUCGGAUGAGACGUCUGAAAUUGUAUAUGACCAGCAACCCCAAAACAACCAAUGAGUCGUCCUAAAUUAAUCUAAGAUUCUUAAUGAGCUUGAAGAUGCACCUCACAAGCUUUAAAAAAGAUAUAUAACUUAUGUUGAUUGAUCAGUAAUAUCCCAACGAGUUUGCACAAGAAAUCCAACAUGGUCUUAAAAUAAGCGAGGUUUUAAUUUUUAGGUGACACGCAUGAGUUUUGCACACUGAGUAGACACUUCCAACCUGUAAUAAAAAAACUGUGUCAAAGCAACUCUUUGAUCCUGUCUUACAUUCACAGCUUCAACUAAAGAAGAGGAAUUUAUCAUUUCUUCAGCUUACUUUUUGAUCAUUUUAAUAAUUGCAUCCUGAAGAGCGAACUAAUUACUGUUUUGGCUAUUGAGAGAAAACCUUCCCUGGCGACUUAUUGUUGCUUCGUUGGGUGGCUGGUCAGAUAUUGUCCAAAUGCGCCAUUUUUAUUACUUGUCCUCCA